AACAUGGGGGCCAAGAAAAGACGGCUAACCCCCCCCCUUUCCGUCUUCGUAAGCUUGGUGGAUUCCAACGUUUUCCGGGAAUUCGUGCUGUCUUUUCGUUCCCGGGUUCGUGUUCCAGUAAAAAAAAAAAAACACCACACCUGGAGGAUGCCGUCUUCUCAAUCGCGAGUGACCCGUUCGUUGCCCACACCUUGGCCUCGUGUCACAAUGGAUUCAAUUUUCCGUCAAGCGCUUCUUUUCUCUGCGCUUUUCCUAGCGUUUGGAGGGGACAAAGUGUUAGCGCAAACUACGAAUGUCACUUGUCUCCCUAGCUUUGAUUGGGCGUUGAAUAGCGCCAAAGAAAACCCGUGCAAGGUUGCGUCAGAACUCCAAGCAGUGUGUGGUGGAGGUAAGGAUUGGAUUUGGAGCUCGUUAUUAUUCGCUUUUUUUUUGCAUCUACUGACUUCACCACAAUUAGGAUGGACUGUGACCUCCCUCCCGCCGAACUAUCACUAUAUCGGUGAGAGCGUAACACCCAUUCACCCGAACUUUUAUGUGCUCAGCAGACAAACCAAAGGCCCGGUAAAGGGUAGUGAUACAAAUGGUCCAAACUAUUGUACUUGCACCUCCAUUGUGUACGAGCUAAUGUCGGCGUGUGGGGCUUGCCAGAACCGGACAUUUAUAUCCUAUCCGGCUUGGACGGUUGACUGCGGUAACAUCUCGACUGUGGAGGGCGUGUACACACCGUCGUUGAUCCCUUCCGGUGCUCUUGUGCCCCGCUGGGCUUAUCUCAAGCCUUCUAGCUACGGUGGACUAUUCAACAUCGAAGUUGCGAAGCAGAUUGGUGUUAUUCUCAUCGAGCACGACAUCAUCCGGCGGUUUCACGACAGCCUCUACCCCUUCAACCUCCACAAAUUCCAUCACCACCUCAUCUACCACAAACAACAAUCCAACGACGACGACGACGACAACGACGACAACGACAACGACUCGAUCUGGGGGAAGUUCGAACACCGGCCCAAUUGUUGGGGCGCGGUUGGGGGUGUGGUUGGUCUUGGCCUGGUUGCAGUGCUUGCAGUAUGGGUCCUUAAGAGACGGUCAGGCAAGCCCCCCAGUCAAAACCUUGCAGUUUCAGGUCCUUCAUUGAACGAUGGCUCCACGCGACCCCUGAGCAUGGCUACCGCUCCACAGCCUGCGUUCCAGGAACCGUACUUUGUGACACCGACUAAUCAUCACCCCCCAUAUAAUAUCCAGAAUCCCGGAUAUAGUGGCGCCCCUGAACCAUAG
Messenger RNA from Cantharellus anzutake, 1266 nucleotides. RefSeq lists its product as uncharacterized. The transcript has 8 exons. Bases 4 to 1266 code for a protein of 420 amino acids. The record is from RefSeq and is a predicted model, not a curated record. Lineage: Eukaryota; Fungi; Basidiomycota; Agaricomycetes; Cantharellales; Hydnaceae.